AAAUGGUAUACCCAAAACUGGGUGGAUUUGGAUACUAUCGAUGUAAGCAACCUCAACCGGCAGUUUCUAUUCCAGAAGAAACAUGUUGGAAAGUCAAAAGCUCAGGUGGCCAAAGAAAGUGCCUUAAAGUUCUGCCCUGAGGCCAGGAUUACAGCUCAUCAUGACAGCAUCAUGAACCCAGGUUAUAAUGUGGAAUUCUUCAGGCAGUUUACACUUGUGAUGAAUGCUCUGGAUAAUAGGGCUGCACGUAACCACGUGAAUAGAAUGUGUUUAGCUGCUGACAUUCCUCUUAUAGAGAGCGGAUCUGCAGGAUACCUCGGUCAAGUCACUGUUAUCAAAAAGGGAGUAACAGAAUGCUACGAGUGCCAGCCCAAACCAACACAGAAAACCUUUCCAGGUUGCACAAUCCGAAACACUCCUUCAGAGCCAAUCCACUGUAUCGUAUGGGCGAAGUACCUUUUCAACCAGUUGUUUGGAGAGGAAGAUGCUGACCAGGAAGUAUCACCUGAUACUGCUGACCCAGAGGCUGCCUGGGAACUGUCGGAUGCAGCAGCAAGGGCAGGAGCUUCCAAUGAGGACGGUGGCAUCAAACGUGUAUCUACAAAGGACUGGGCCAGAUCCACUGGGUACGACCCAGUAAAAAUAUUCAACAAGCUUUUCAGGGAUGAUAUAAAGUACUUGCUCACAAUGGACCAACUGUGGCGCAGGCGGAAAGCACCAGUACCAUUAGACUGGGCUGAAAUUGAAAAAUUUGAGACCAGUACAUCGCUGCAGCAUGCAGGGGCCUCACAGGCUGGCCUGAAGGACCAGCAGGUUCUGGAUGUGAAGAGCUACGCUUACCUAUUUGCACGGAGUGUUGAUCACCUCAAAGCCCGUCUGGCUGAGAAGGGAGAUGGAGGGGAGCUUGUCUGGGACAAGGAUGACCCCCCUGCUAUGAAUUUUGUGACUGCAGCUGCCAACCUACGGAUGCACAUCUUCAGCAUGAAUAUGAAGAGCAAGUUUGAUGUGAAAUCCAUGGCAGGUAACAUCAUCCCAGCGAUUGCAACCACAAACGCAGUGAUUGCCGGCUUGAUCGUGUUGGAAGGACUGAAAAUUCUCUCCGGGAAUCUGAAACAAUGCAGGACAAUCUUUUUGAAUAAGCAGCCCAAUCCUCGGAAAAAGUUGCUGGUUCCGUGUAUCCUGGACCCUCCAAAUCCAACCUGCUAUGUAUGUUCCAUCAAACCUGAAGUCACAAUCAAACUCAACACUCAGAAAGUCUCCAUCCAAGUGUUGCAAGACCGGAUUUUGAAGGAUAAAUUUGGGAUGGUAGCUCCGGAUGUGCAGAUAGAAGAUGGCAAGGGAACAAUCCUUAUCUCCUCUGAGGAGGGAGAGACAGAAGCAAACAACAACAAGAACCUUUCCGAGUUUGGGAUCCGCAAUGGAAGCCGACUCCAAGUAGAUGAUUUCUUACAGGACUACACUCUAACUGUAACCCUUUUGCACAGUGAAGAUCUGGAGAAGGACAUAGAGUUUGAAGUGGUUGGAGAUGCUCCUGAGACAGCUCCUCAAAAGCCAAAUGAGGAAGAUGGCAAGGCCAUAACCAAUGGCAGUGAUGAUGGAGCACAGCCUUCAACGUCGAAAGCCUCAGAGCAGGACGAUGUCCUUAUCGUUGACUCAGAUGAAGAGAUGCCCUCGUCCAGUGGAACGGAGACUAACAUGGAUAGCCGGAGCCUGAAGAGAAAACUGGAGGGUGAGGCAGAAAGUCUUGGUGUUAAGCGGAUAUGCACUGAGCAGGAAGAGGAGGAGGAGGAUGAUGUCAUUGCGUUGGAUUGAGCGACACGAUAACAACUCGUGCUGCUCUUGUAGUCGUAGCACCACACUGUGUCGUCAGUUAUGGUGGGCUGGGUGGGGGAAACGACGUCAGCACAGAACCUAACAAGCCACAGCCUUAAAUAACUGAUUGGCUGGUGGGGCGGGGGGGGGACUCCACCAACGGCUGAGAGAGUCACACCAUCCAGCAAGUUCUGAUAGCAAUGUCAACCACGUUGCUGGAUAUAAACUGAUACCCAAAUCUUCUGGUUUGCUGUACAAUAUAAUUCUGUUCUCAAGUUUUAUUUCUCUCCCCCCUCUUCCCUGGCUCUAAUGCUACUUACAGAAUUCGCUGUUAAAGUAUUAAAAAUGUUCCUGUUUGUACAACAGCGGCGACAUGUUUUGUAAAUUGCUGUAAACACUUCAUUUACCCCAAGCCUGUUUGUACUUCCUGAUAUUAUAGCCCCUUUAAUCAGAUCGAGGGGCUUUUCCUUGUGUCUUGUUACAGUUUGUAGUUAUUUAUACGUGACUUUUGUAUAACACAAAUAUCUUAACUUUUUUUGUUCACACUUUAAGUGGAUUUGAAUCAUCCCAAUGGUCAGGCUAAAGCUCCCAGUGCUGGGGUCCUGAGUCAGACUGCCUCCAGGCAAUGUCCACAGCAUGAUUCCUGGCAGAGUGGGAGUCGGAUUGUAUGGGGUGGAUAUGGGCUGAGAUGGGGACAUAGCAUUAUCAGAAGAAGAGUCACCUGCUCUGUAGUUUGGGGAGGGUAGAAGAAAAAUGUAAUUUCCAUUUGGACCGUUCUAGAACCUUUACUGAUCCAAUUGACCUGUUCAGUGUUGAAAGAGCGGUUACUGCGGAUGUGUAGCUAAAAGUAUUUUUGUAGCAAAUUGAGAUUGUCGUUUCAGUAGGUUUUUUGUAUCUGAAUUGACUGUAAAACGUACCGAAAAGCUUUGUUACAAAUGGCAAUUUUCAUGAUUAAAACAUUCACUGUGUA
Rhincodon typus (whale shark) is the source of this 2782-nucleotide messenger RNA. RefSeq names its product ubiquitin-like modifier activating enzyme 2 (gene uba2). The annotation marks the transcript as partial. Gene Ontology annotation, cellular component: SUMO activating enzyme complex; cytoplasm. Lineage: Eukaryota; Metazoa; Chordata; Chondrichthyes; Orectolobiformes; Rhincodontidae. Gene Ontology annotation, molecular function: SUMO activating enzyme activity. The transcript is spliced from 17 exons. Gene Ontology annotation, biological process: protein sumoylation. The record is from RefSeq and is a predicted model, not a curated record.